GAUGUGGACUCGGAAUGAACAGUUUAAUUAAUAACUACCAUCCUUUUCUCUCUGACCUUAGCUGGUCACACAUGUUUUAACUGAAGUCCAGACACACAGUUUUGCGCAUCAGGACACAUUCGCAACAACAGAUGGCUGUAGGCUUAUACUGUAGUCCAAGCGUGGACGUCUGAGAAAACGCAGGAGAAGGAAGUUCAAAUAGAACAACUCAUCCAGUAGGAGAAGCAGGAAACAGACGCAACAAACUCCUGUGUGACCCCCCUUUGACUUAACAAGCUUCCUUCAUGAAUGAGUGGGUGGCCCCUGACAUGGAUGCGGUGGGACCACUACAAAUCCCAUCCACUGAUGAAUUUACCAUCUCAGAAAGCUCCCAUUUGUUUGAUAUUCUAGCAGAUCAGAGCAAUCCUCUGCUACAAGACCCUGACAUGUUAUCCUUCACCAGCUACCCAGGCAUGCAGUAUUCGAACAUGGAGUCUUCUGUGCCCACGCCAUAUUACUGCAGUCAAAACUACUAUCCCCAGUACAGUGGAGAGGAAUGGUACUCCCACACUGGGCUGUAUGAACUACGAAAAACAACACUGGAAGUUAACUAUGAUGGGGAUAGGGAAGAGGUCUCCACUGUCAUGCCGGCUGUUUGCAAGCGGGCCAGGCACAUUUCACAGAAUGGACGCAUCAAAGGGGAGGAGCUUUGUGUUGUGUGUGGAGACAAGGCUUCAGGUUAUCACUACAACGCUCUUACUUGUGAGGGCUGCAAAGGUUUUUUCAGACGGAGCAUAACAAAGAAUGCCGUGUACAAGUGCAAAAGUGGAGGAAAUUGUGAGAUGGACAUGUAUAUGCGAAGGAAAUGCCAAGAAUGUCGACUCAGGAAGUGCAAAGAGAUGGGCAUGUUGGCAGAGUGUUUACUGACAGAGAUCCAAUGCAAAUCUAAAAGGCUGCGGAAAAACACCAAGGCCUCUCCAAGGCAAUCAACUGGAGAUGAGACUGAGGGGGCCGACAGCAAACAAGUCACAUCGACCACCAAACUGUCAAGGGAAAAAAUAACAAAAGAGCAGCAAGCACUUUUGAAAGCUAUUGUAGAUGCAUACAACAGACAUCAAAUCCCGCAGGAAGUGACCAAAAAACUGCUACAAGAAGAAUACAGUGCUGAGGAAAAUUUCCUCCUCCUGACAGAAAUGGCAACAAGUCAAGUCCAAGUUCUGGUGGAGUUUACAAAAAACAUCCCAGGCUUUGUGUCCCUGGAUCACGAAGAUCAGAUUGCUCUGCUUAAAGGUUCAGCAGUCGAAGCCAUGUUUCUGCGCUCGGCUCAGGUUUUUAGCCGAAAGAUGCCCAGCGGACACACUGAAGUCUUGGAAGAGAGGAUACGUAAAAGUGGCAUUUCAAAGGAGUUCAUUACACCAAUGUUUAAUUUUUACAAAAGCAUUGGUGAACUCCAUAUGUUGCAAGAGGAGCAGGCCCUCCUCACUGCCAUAACCAUAAUGACACCAGAUCGCCCUUACGUAAAGGAUCAAGAGGCUGUAGAGAACCUGCAGGAACCCAUGCUGGAAGUGCUAAGGAAGCUGUGCGUUUUGCAACAUCCCCAAGAGCCUCAAUACUUUGCACGUCUGCUGGGCCGACUAACUGAGUUGAGAACGCUCAACCACUAUCACGCAGAAAUGCUAACGUCGUGGAGGAUGAACGAUCACAAAUUCACACCAUUACUUUGCGAGAUCUGGGAUGUGCAGUGAAAGUACCUCUUGGUGUGUAACAUGGACAUUUUCAACUUGAAAGAUCGAUAAGGUCCACAAAGUUAUCAACUGGCACACAUUAUUUCAAAUAAACUCGUGUACACAACUACUGUAUUUUUUUGUUUGAUAGUACCUGCUAACCCGCAACAAUAAAAGUUUAUU
This is a messenger RNA of Corythoichthys intestinalis (scribbled pipefish), 1886 nucleotides long. It is a transcript of the gene nr1h4, whose product is annotated as nuclear receptor subfamily 1, group H, member 4. Gene Ontology annotation, cellular component: nucleus. Gene Ontology annotation, biological process: positive regulation of transcription by RNA polymerase II; bile acid signaling pathway; ecdysone receptor signaling pathway. Gene Ontology annotation, molecular function: ecdysone binding; bile acid binding; RNA polymerase II cis-regulatory region sequence-specific DNA binding. The transcript is spliced from 10 exons. The record is from RefSeq and is a predicted model, not a curated record. NCBI's taxonomy places the organism in Eukaryota, Metazoa, Chordata, Actinopteri, Syngnathiformes, Syngnathidae. The coding region runs from base 285 to 1724 and encodes 479 amino acids.